Molecule: messenger RNA, 918 nt
Organism: Vigna radiata var. radiata (mung bean)
Lineage: Eukaryota; Viridiplantae; Streptophyta; Magnoliopsida; Fabales; Fabaceae
Exons: 1
Coding region: 1-918 (305 amino acids)
Source: RefSeq, a predicted model, not a curated record
AUGGAUCAAUUCGAUCAAACGUCCAACCCAGCUAGCCCCUACUAUCUGCACCCAGGAGAAAAUCCUGGCCUCACUCUGAUCACUCAAAUGCUAAACGAAAACAACUACUCAUCUUGGAGCAGAAGCUUAAGGAGAGCUCUGCUUUCCAAGAAUAAAGUGAAGUUCAUCGACGGAUCCAUAAAAAGACCUCAAGAAAGUGGUGCUGUCUACGACGCCUGGGAGAGAUGCAACGUUAUGAUUUUAUCUUGGAUUACGAAGACUUUGUCACCCCACAUUGCCGAAAGCGUGAUUUACAUUGAAGACGCUAAAGAGCUAUGGGACGAGCUCAAGGAAAGAUUUUCUAAGGGAGAUUAUUUUAAAAUCUCAGACUUACUACAAGAAAUACACUCCAUCCGACAAGGUGAAAGGGGGGUGAGUCAAUUUUUUACAGAUUUAAAAAUCCUAUGGGAGGAACUGGAAUCUUUAAGGCCUAUACCCACUUGCGUUUGUGCCACACCCUGCAGCUGCGCUUUAUCCAAAGUUUCCUUAAAAUAUAGAGAGGCCGAGCAUGUAAUAUGCUUUCUGAAAGGUUUAAACGAUUCUUACAACACUGUUAAGACGCAAAUUCUCCUAAUGGACCCUCUUCCGAAUGUUAAUCACAUUUUUUCGCUCAUUAUUCAACAAGAGCGACAGGAAAAACAAAUUUCUACAGAGGUAAAAGUCCUUGCAAACAUUGCUGGAAGAAAUGGUCAAUGGAAGCCUGACCAGAACUGGAAAAUUCAAGGAAGAGGAGCUGAGCAUCAAGGAAGGGGAAUUGGGUUUCGUGGUCAAGGUAGAGGAAGGGGAAGAAAUCCCAACUACGGGAAACAAUGUUCAUAUUGUAACAAAAUGAACCAUACUAUAGAUGAGUGUUACUCUAAACACGGCUAUCCUCCUUAG